Molecule: messenger RNA, 1550 nt
Organism: Vitis riparia (riverbank grape)
Lineage: Eukaryota; Viridiplantae; Streptophyta; Magnoliopsida; Vitales; Vitaceae
Product: alcohol dehydrogenase class-3
Exons: 9
Coding region: 78-1217 (379 amino acids)
Biological process (GO): formaldehyde catabolic process
Cellular component (GO): cytosol
Molecular function (GO): zinc ion binding; S-(hydroxymethyl)glutathione dehydrogenase [NAD(P)+] activity
Source: RefSeq, a predicted model, not a curated record
CUGGGUUCGCCCGUCGAUUUUGCAUUAUUGUACGAUUCCAAUCUCUAUCAUUCUUCUUCUGAUCCAUCUCACCUUCAAUGGCUACCACAGGCCAGGUCAUCACCUGCAAAGCUGCGGUGGCAUGGGAAGCGAAUAAGCCGCUGGUGAUCGAGGAUGUGCAGGUGGCACCGCCGCAGGCCGGCGAGGUUCGGAUCAAGAUACUCUUCACUGCUCUCUGCCACACUGAUGCUUAUACUUGGAGUGGCAAGGAUCCUGAGGGUCUCUUUCCGUGUAUUCUUGGGCAUGAGGCUGCUGGGAUUGUAGAGAGUGUUGGUGAAGGUGUAACUGAAGUUCAACCAGGGGAUCAUGUUAUACCCUGUUACCAGGCAGAAUGUAGAGAAUGCAAAUUCUGCAGAUCAGGGAAGACAAACCUCUGUGGCAAAGUUCGGGCAGCUACUGGAGUUGGAGUUAUGAUGAGUGAUCGCAAGAGUCGUUUCUCAAUAAAUGGAACUCCCAUAUAUCAUUUCAUGGGUACUUCAACAUUUAGUCAGUACACAGUUGUACAUGAUGUUAGUGUUGCAAAGAUUGAUCCAGUAGCUCCUUUGGAGAAAGUUUGUCUUCUUGGCUGUGGUGUUCCCACUGGUCUUGGAGCGGUUUGGAACACAGCAAAAGUGGAAUCAGGGUCCAUUGUUGCUGUUUUUGGCCUUGGGACUGUUGGCCUUGCGGUUGCAGAGGGUGCAAAAUCAGCUGGUGCUUCACGAAUAAUUGGUGUAGAUAUUGAUAGCAAGAAGUUUGAUGUAGCCAAGAAUUUUGGAGUGACUGAAUUUGUGAACCCCAAGGACCAUGAAAAACCGAUACAGCAGGUACUUGUUGAUCUUACAGAUGGUGGUGUUGACUAUAGUUUUGAGUGCAUUGGGAAUGUCUCUGUAAUGAGGGCAGCAUUGGAGUGCUGUCACAAGGGCUGGGGAACAUCUGUUAUUGUGGGUGUUGCAGCAUCAGGUCAAGAGAUAUCUACUCGUCCUUUCCAGCUGGUGACUGGUCGUGUUUGGAAAGGAACUGCCUUUGGUGGUUUCAAGAGUCGUUCACAAGUACCAUGGCUUGUGGAGAAGUACAUGAAGAAGGAAAUUAAGGUUGAUGAGUACAUAACCCACAAUUUGACUCUGGGGGAGAUCAACGAGGCAUUUGAUCUGAUGCAUGAGGGAGGCUGCCUCCGGUGUGUGCUUGCAAUGCAUGUAUGAGGCGAUCUGUUAAAGCCAUAAUAAGCAGACCCUGUUUCCUCUGCAGAUAUCUUUUGCCUUUGUUUGAAUGAAAAUUAAGAAAAUGAAAAAUGCGCUAUCUACGAACAAAACUACUUUUAAAACCCUGUACCAUCUCAUCGUGUGUAAGGUUCUUGCCGUUUGUUUUCUAUUCUCUCCUGCUGUGUUUUGAGACUCGUUGGAAAGAUAAGUUAGCAUGGUUUGGUUUCUAGUUCCAUGAUGUUGAUGUUAAAUUUCAAUGCUGAAGGAUUAACCCCCAUUUUGGCAUUGAAUUGAUAAUGGAUAAUUGCUUAUAGAGAAAAGGUUCGAGUUGAA